CGUAUCUGUACCUCCAGAAAGGGAAAAAGGUUCCAAUUUUUUUCGUGAAAAUUUUUUCCAGAAAACAAAUCCAAACAAUUUGUUUCUAUUUUUAUCUCAGAAAUUCGUUUGUUUUCUGGAAAAAUUUUAGCUUGAAUUUCUGAUCUAUUGUUUGUGAAAAGGUCGAAUUUUUUCUCUUCAUUUCUGUAAAAAAAAAAAAAAAAAAAAAUCGUCGAAAAUGGAGGUCUCUGUGAUUGGGAGCUCGCAGGCGAAGGUUGGACGGACAGAGUUGGCGUACAGGGAGCUAGGGUUGUGUAGUUCGAAAGCUCAUGGCGUUAUGGCGCUGAAUUCGAGGGCCAAUUUGCGCUUGGCCUCGCUCAGCACGAGGUGGAAGAACGCUGGGCUUCGAUUUUCUCCGAUGACCGUACGAUCACAACAUGUACGACCUAAGGAAGUCUCCGGCAUCGCGGGAAGAUCCAAAUCGGGAAAAAUUGUAAAUUCGAAGCAAGAAACGUACAUACCACAGAUUGAAUUAUUGAAGUCUGAUGGUGUGAGGUUAUUUGUUGGAUUGCCCUUGGAUGUAGUUUCAGACUGCAAUACAAUAAACCAUGCAAGAGCAAUAGCUGCUGGACUAAAGGCACUGAAACUAUUAGGCGUGGAAGGCAUUGAACUCCCAGUUUGGUGGGGAAUAGUUGAGAAAGAAGAGAUUGGAAAAUACGAGUGGUCGGGUUACCGAGCUGUUGCAGAGAUGGUUGAGAAUGCAGGACUCAAGCUUCAUGUAUCACUUUGCUUCCAUGGGUCGAAAAAACAAAAAAUCCCGCUCCCUAAGUGGGUGUACCGGAUUGGUGAAUCCGAGCCUAGUAUCUUCUUUACUGAUCGAUCAGGGCAGCGUUACAAAGAGUGCUUGUCAUUGGCUGUGGACGAUCUUCCUGUUCUUGAUGGAAAAACUCCAGUUCAAGUUUACCACGACUUUUGUCAGAGCUUUAAGUCUGCAUUCAUGUCUUGCUUGGGUUCCACAAUAGAUGGCGUUUCCAUGGGCUUAGGCCCUGAUGGCGAGCUCCGAUAUCCUUCUCACCACCGGGCAUCAAAGGGCAGUAUUGGAGUUGGAGAAUUCCAGUGUUAUGACAAAAACAUGCUUAGCAUUUUGAAGCAGCACGCUGAAGCAUCAGGAAAUCCCCUCUGGGGACUCGGCGGUCCCCAUGAUGCUCCCAGCUAUGACCAGUCCCCACACGAGAACAAUUUCUUCAAGGACCAUGGGGGAUCGUGGGAAUCUCCAUAUGGCGAUUUGUUCCUUUCGUGGUACUCUAACCAACUCGUAGAUCAUGGCAAUCGUCUACUUUCCAUGGCUUCCUCGGUUUUUGAGGACACUGGAGUGGCGAUUCAUGGUAAACUACCGCUUAUGCAUUCAUGGUACGGAACUAGGUCUCACCCUUCUGAGAUGACUUCAGGGUUCUACAAUACCUGCUCUAGAGAUGGUUACGAAGCUGUGGCACAGAUGUUUGGAAGCAAUUCAUGCAAGAUAAUAUUGCCUGGAAUGAACCUAUCGGACGCACACCAGCCCCGUGAUUCUCUUUCAAGUCCCGAGUUGUUGCUUAAACAAAUUAGGACGGCUUGCAGAAAGCAUGGGGUUGAGGUUUCCGGACAGAACUCUUCAGUUAAAAAUGCUCCUGAUGGCUUUGAACAGAUCAAGAAGAAUUUGUUCGGUGAGAACGUGAUCAACUUGUUCACUUAUCAGCGAAUGGGUGAGGAUUUCUUCUCGCCGAAGCAUUUCUCGUCGUUCAUGCAGUUCGUCCGAAGUCUUAAUCAACCGCAAUUACAUUCAGAUGAUCUGCUUAGUGAGGAGGAAGCUGUGGAGACUGUACCCGUGACUUCAGAAUCAGGCAUCAACAUGCAAGCCGCUUAGUAAGACUUAGAAAUAUGUUCAUGUAAAUACCGAACGUAUAUUCUAUCAUUGUUAGUGAAGAAGAGCUUUCAUUAGACAAAACAUAACGAGCAAGGAAUUGCCAACCAGUCGAGUAUUUUCUAGUAUUUUACUCAGAAAUAUAUGUAUGUGUAUGUGUGUGUGUGUGUGUGUGUGUGUGUGUGUGUGAACACUUGAUCCUGUCCAGUUUUUAUAAGGAGUCAGAAGUUUUAUAUAUACUUUCUUCUUAGCA
Messenger RNA from Morus notabilis, 2132 nucleotides. RefSeq names its product inactive beta-amylase 9. The coding region runs from base 218 to 1882 and encodes 554 amino acids. The record is from RefSeq and is a predicted model, not a curated record. The transcript is spliced from 4 exons. Gene Ontology annotation, biological process: polysaccharide catabolic process. NCBI's taxonomy places the organism in Eukaryota, Viridiplantae, Streptophyta, Magnoliopsida, Rosales, Moraceae. Gene Ontology annotation, molecular function: beta-amylase activity.